This is a messenger RNA of Ilyonectria robusta, 297 nucleotides long. RefSeq lists its product as uncharacterized. The transcript has a single exon. NCBI's taxonomy places the organism in Eukaryota, Fungi, Ascomycota, Sordariomycetes, Hypocreales, Nectriaceae. Bases 1 to 297 code for a protein of 98 amino acids. The record is from RefSeq and is a predicted model, not a curated record.
AUGCCCUCCUCCAGCCGACCUUCUAGCCAGCACUACGGCUCUUCGUCUUCCCCUUUGUCUUCCUCUUCCGCCUCUGACUCAGACAUCGCAUCCGACUCUGCCUCUGCCACCGGCUACAGACACAGCAUGGACUCAGUACAACUCCCCAUCGCCUCCGUCGAGGUGCUUCGCUGCAUGCGAUGCGCCCGCUCCGUCGAGGCCACCUCCACCGACGAUAUUAGCUCCAUGGGCAUGGUCCGCAUAGCCCACAACCUCUACUACUGCGAGCGUUGCGCCAAGAUGGUGGGAUACAAAUAA